GGUAUUAUAUGUAGUCUGUGGUAUUAUAUGUAGUGUUCUGUGGUUAGGUUACAAUGUACAUUUCAUAUAUCUUACAGUAGACUUUUAAAAAUUAUCCAUUAUUACUUUUUAAACUUCAUAUCCUUAGCCCUUUGCUCGUUAUGGCAAAUGUUCUUAAACCAGAUGUAAUGUGGGUACAAGGAAGAUGUUACAGAGUGAACGAUUCUUCAACCGAAGCUACCGAUUACCAGGAGCACGAUUUAUACGAAGAUGAAGUAACAUUUAAAAACAUUGAAGAUGAACAUUUUGAAGAUGAAGACUUUAAAGUGGAAAUGAUAGACGAGAAUAGAUAUUCUACUAGUUUACAUGUUUCUAAACACUAUGUUGGCUCUAUAAUCGGUCGAAAGGGAGCAAUUAAGAACAGAAUUGAGAGAGAUACAAAAACUGAAAUAAAAAUACCAAGACAGGGUCAAAGUGGCGACGUUGUUAUAUUUGGACCUUCUGAAGCUAAUGUAAAAGCUGCAAGAAGGCGAAUUAAUGUAAUAGUAAUAUCAUCCAGGAUGAAACAGCAAUUCACACACUUCAUAUCUGUUCCAAUGCAUAAUUCUACUAUUAUGGAGAAUUACCAACGUUUCAAGGAAAGUGUACUUCGUGAAUGCGCAGACAGUAGAGACUUGGAUGAGUCUCUAUUUGUGAAGCCAAUCAAAAUGCACGUGACGGUUGGAGUCAUGUGCCUUAUGGACAAUGAAGAGAGAACCAUCGCCUCCAAACUUUUUACUGAAGCCAUGGACACUAUUAUCGCACCUGCGCUUAAAGAUCACAUGCCCUACAAGAUAAGUUUGAAAGGCCUCUCGUACAUGAACGAUGAUCCUUCAGAAAUUGACGUUUUGUACGGCGAGGUGCACGAGGUAAAUGCUCCGAAAGGCACACUGCAAAACAUAUCGGACGCUUUAGUAGAUCAUUUUUAUAAAGCGGGUUUCAUGGAUCGGGAGAACGACCACGUAAAAUUACACGUAACAUUAAUUAACUCGAAAUUCCGGCAACGGUCUUCUACUUCUCUUGGGGAUUCAAAUUCUAAGUCAAGAAAUUCGGGGAAAAGGUUAACCUUUGAUGGAUCGAAAAUAUUAGAAAAAUUCGCUGAUUACGACUUCGGAGUAAUGGACGUGGAAGAGUUUCAUCUAUCGCAACGGUACGGGAAAAGAAGCGACGGAUAUUACCAACCCAGUUGUGUUGUCACUUGUAAGAAAAGUUGA
This is a messenger RNA of Hyposmocoma kahamanoa, 1232 nucleotides long. Its product is annotated as activating signal cointegrator 1 complex subunit 1. Lineage: Eukaryota; Metazoa; Arthropoda; Insecta; Lepidoptera; Cosmopterigidae. The transcript has 7 exons. Gene Ontology annotation, molecular function: RNA binding. Gene Ontology annotation, cellular component: nucleus. The coding region runs from base 141 to 1232 and encodes 363 amino acids. The record is from RefSeq and is a predicted model, not a curated record. Gene Ontology annotation, biological process: DNA alkylation repair; regulation of DNA-templated transcription.